Molecule: messenger RNA, 2737 nt
Organism: Pocillopora verrucosa
Lineage: Eukaryota; Metazoa; Cnidaria; Anthozoa; Scleractinia; Pocilloporidae
Source: RefSeq, a predicted model, not a curated record
UGCUGUAUUGCGGUAAAGUUGGUUUUUAUAAGUUGCGUUCGCGGCUUAUUUCGUGUGGAUAGCUUUCGAUAAAAAGCUACGAUCUUUGAAGUUGUUUAACAAGAUGCCUGAUAUCGGAUCGAGCCAAACUGUUCAAGAAUCACCACACUUAAACGGAAACGUUUCUCAAAAUGGAGAGAAAUACCCCGACAAAGAGGAAAGUAACAUGACCGGGGGAAGUCACAGUCCGACUGGAAGUGCGAAGUCUCGGGGAAGCAGUCGUGGAAGCCCUGCUCCAAGCCAGUUAGAGCGGGAGAAGUUUGAUCUGUCACUAUUUGUGUAUCCUUUGGAAGAGAAGUAUCAGUGUCCAAUUUGCGGGGAUGUUCUCCGUUAUCCAGUUCAAUUUAUAAGGGAGUGCGGACAUCGCGUUUGUUGCAAGUGUUUCGACGAGCUAAAAAGGGUCGAACCGCGGUGCCCGGUGGAUCAAACACCAAUCAGCAAAGAUGAUGCCUACCUUGACAAGGCUUUUCACAACGAGAUCUUAGCACUUGACGUAAAGUGCAAGAACAAUGAAUGGGGAUGCAAAUGGGAAGGAGAAUUUCAGAAUUAUCAGGAUCACGUAAACUCGAAUUGUGAAUACGCGGAAAUUCUCUGCAUGAACGACUGUGGUGCAAAGUUCCAGAAGAGAUUUUUGCAAAAACAUCUGGACAAAGAUUGCCCAAAGAAGAUCAUUGCUUGCCCAUAUUGCGAUGAUAGACAUCUCAGAGAGGACAAAAAGGCACAUCUGGCAGACGAAUGUCCCAAACUACCUCUUCCAUGUCCAAACAAAUGUGACAAAAAGCUGGAGAUUCCUCGAGAUGAGCUGGAUCAGCACAUCGAAGAAGUUUGUCCGAAGACGAAGAUGAUGUGUGAAUUUGAGUACAUCGGCUGCACACACAGGUGCAGCAGAGAGAAAAUGCCUAAGCACUACAAAAGCAACAUGAUCGAGCAUGUUAAAGCAGUCUUUACGAAGAUCCAAGAGCUAGAUGAAACACUGGGAAAACACGAAAACACCCUUAAGGAGCAGGCUGACCUCAUUAAAGCACAGGACAAGCGUGUAGGAGAUCUGGAGAAAAUUGCAAACAGCCAACUCAUUUGGCGAAUCGAGGACUACACGCGGAAGCUAAAGGAAGCCAAGGCCGGAAAUGGAGACACACUGUUUAGUCCUACUUUUACGACCAGCAAGCAUGGAUACCGCUUAUGUGCAUCAGUUUGCUUGAACGGCGAUGGAAAGGGAAAGGGAACGCACAUGUCUGUAUUCAUCAGCGUGUUGAGAGGCGCUUUUGACAGUUUGUUGAAGUGGCCUUUCGACUACAGGGUAUCAUUUUACCUUCUUGAUCAGAACGAAGAUCACGCACAGCGAAAACAUAUCAAAUUCAGCAUCAAACCAAACCCGUGUCCAGAGAAUGAACCGUUCCUUGGUCGACCCAAGCUUGAAAAGAAUGCUAGCUUUGGAGGAGCAAAGUUCGCUAAACACGAUGAGAUUGAAACCCGUAACUACAUCAAGGAGGAUACUAUAUACAUCAAGAUUUCAGUAGAUUGCGACGGGUUGAGUGAGCCGUAAGAUAAAAAAUUGUGUACUAAGAACUUAAAGAGUAGUACAACUUUAAUUACCAGAGCACCUUUCAAGGCUCUAAACAGUUAAUCGCAGGUCGAUGUGCACGCAACUAUUGAAUCACUCGCAAGCACGCAUGCACACUGAACUGAGAAAGUGUCGGGCGGGUAAAAAUGGAAGGUUUUUCGCAAUAAAAGUAUAAUCACACCUUAAUGUCCACUUAAGGGCGUCCCUCAGAGGAGGUUUGAUUGUACAUCAAAAUUAUUUCGCUGAUAUCUCAAAGUCGCAAAACGCCGAGAGGUUUGUAUUAUAAAUUAGGGGGGAUUUCCUUAGAAAAUCAGAACGUGGUGCCUAUAAAGAGGAAUUUUUUAGAUUUGAAAUACAUGCUGUUAUUCUUGCUAUUUAAGAAUUUUAUUUACGCGGCAGUUUUUAGGACUGGUUAGCUUUUUUAUGCGCGAGAUGCCUUCUAUAUUUGAGUUCUCGUUGUGAAUAUAUCUUACGAUCAUAAAAAAAACAUUCUUUCUCUAGAGCAAGAAGGUGAUUCCCAGGAAAGUUUAACCGAUGAGGUUGCGAUCCCAAUAAAAAUAAUUAUAAUAGAAUUUAUCUAAUUUAUGACAUCGAGUGUUACUCCGCCGCUCUAAGUGUGUUAAAAUGAAGAUGUUAUGUUGCAACAACAAUUCCGUCACAUAAGGGGAAAAUGGAAUUUCCAUUUUAAAACUGGUUAGUUAGCAGAAUAUGAGGUGACGGAGGAUUGUCGUUGUUAGAUACACAUUUCCCUUUCUUUCUUUCUUUUGCAUGGGCUUUGAAUGAAAAUAAACCCUGAUUUUGAGCACUUAAGAUUAAUUUGUCGAGAUGAGAGAAAUCAUCCCGCACAACAGCCUUGUCUUCGUAGCUUAGCUUUUCGUCUGAGAUUACGCUCCAAUAUGUUCGAUUACCGAUUACGUAAUCGUGGUUCAUUUGCACGGCGAGCAGCCGUUCGUGUAUUGUAGUGAAACAGUUAAACGUGGAACAAUUACUUAUACAAUACGAAAAUAAACGUGAUUUUUAAUGUACAAUUAAUUGCAAGCGAAGUAGAAAUCAAUUAAGAACAGCAAAGUACUUUUCCUGUGUAUGUUUAACUUUUCGCUACGUACUUGUAAAUAAAAAGAAACGUUGGAAUUUAAA